This is a messenger RNA of Symbiodinium sp. CCMP2456, 1101 nucleotides long. NCBI's taxonomy places the organism in Eukaryota, Dinophyceae, Suessiales, Symbiodiniaceae. The record is from the annotation of a GenBank genome assembly.
AUGACUGAUUUGCCGGAUGUGCAGCUGGACUCGCCCUCAUCCAGCCGCAAUCUGGGGCGAGCGAACUGGAAUGAGGUUUCCUUGGAUCUGCCUUCGCCCACCAGUUCAGCGUCGCCUCUUCGCCUACCCUUACGAAGCCGCUCUGCAGCUGCGCUUUGGCAGAAUGCCCGACUGAGCCUCGUGGCAUCGCCUUCGCGCCUGGACCAAAUCUACAGCACGGAAGCCGAAGCCGAGGGGCCCGGGAGUGACCCGACCAGUCGGUGCUCCAGUCCGGAUGGCUACCAGCGACGGGCAGCGAAAGAGCUGCGUUUCGACCCGGGCAGCCUGAGCUUGGAAAGCCUCGCCUUGGAACGACGCUUGGCACCAGAGAGAGAGGAGUUUCUAUGCCGGCAACUUGACGAAGCCUCAGACGAGAUUGACCGUCUCUGCAUGGAACGAGAUGAUGCCUUGAAGAAGGCUCAUGAUCUUGCGAAGGUCCUUCGGGAGCAGGAUUUGGCGCAAGAGAAGUCUGCCAGAGACUCUGUCCCGGCAGCACGCCAGCACCACGAUGACGGGAACAGCUCUGACGACAACACGGUACAUGGGCGUGAGCGUAGAAGAGCAUCAUGCCCUGCGAAUUGGCCGCCACCAAGUCCUGAGCAAGAGGCAGCCAAGCCUCCUAAGCCUAAGGUGGACAGUGCUUCUAUUUUUGCUGAACGACGCCACUGGCAGCAAGAGCUUCAGGAGUUCGAAAGCUACCAAGACAAUCUGAAGCAGACAGAAAUGGAAUUGAAGGAGGAGGUGCGGGCUGCAUGGAGCGAGUCACAGUCGGCGAUCGAGCGCAUGACUUUGCAAGAGGUCCAGAUGGAAGUGUGGCGAAGCGAGGUCGCACAGGCUCGCGAGAUGCAAAGUGAAGAAGCCGUCAUGCGAUACAAAGAGUCCAUCAGCUGCAGCGCGCAGCAACACAGGCUGAGGCAAAAUCUACUCACGACUCUGGCACUACAAGCCUCUCUGCUUGUGAGUGGAUGCUUCGGAGCUUGGAGCCACACGGUGCCACUUGUCCCAAGAGCUGUAGCUGAACGCACCACGGGGAAUCUGACUGGGCCGCCUUGGCCCUUGUGA